GCAGUGGCAUGUCUGAUACAAAACACCCAUGAGGCCUGGAAGCUCCAGCAACUUGUGGGGGUACUAUUCCUGGAUGUGAAAGGAGCAUUUGAUCAUGUCAAUCCAGGCCGACUAGUGAGCCGGCUGAUCGAAUUCGGCUUAGAUGGGGAUUUGAUCCGAUGGGUGCAAUCUUUUCUGACUGACUGAUGGGUUCAAUUGCAAAUUGACAACACACAGUGUCCAGCACACCCAAUCAACUCAGGGGUGCCACAGGGCUCACCUGUAUCACCCAUUCUGUUCAUCAUCUACCUGAGUGGCGUGUUUGACAUGGUUGAGAGGAGUGUGGCUGGCGUCCAGUCUCUUUCUUUUGCAGAUGAUAUAGGUCUGCUAGCCUCAGGACACUCUGUCAAAGAAGUCUGUGACAAACUGCAAAAAGCAGCCAAGGUGGCUAUUGAAUGGGGGCAUGAUAAUGUGGUCCAGUUUGAUGCAGGGAAAACAGAAGCAGUCCUGCUUACUCGCAAAUGGGGCCGGGAGCUGAAAGAUCAGAUCGAACGAGCACGAGUGGAAGUAGAUGGCCACCAUGUGCCCUUCAACCCAGAGGCAACCCGAUGGCUCGGCAUCUGGCUUGAUUCUGGGCUGAAUCUCAAGGCCCACCAUCAGACUUGCAUGCGCAAGGCACGGGCUGCAGAAAACCGGGUACAACGCCUAUGCCAGAGUCAUGGACUCGCUCCAGGACUAGCUCGCCAGGUCCAAGUGGCGGCAGUACAGUCAGUAGCUUUAUACGGAGCAGAGCUCUGGUGGCAGGGCCAGAAAGAUCGACUAGCAGGCAUACAGCUCAUGGUCAAUCGACAGGCCCGUGCUAUUACUGGCAUGUUGAAAUCCACUCCCGUUGGACCACUAGUCCGUGAAGCAGGCCUGGCACCAGCAGAGGCUCUGCUGGAGGCCCGACAACUGAGAUAUACUACCCGGCUGCUCAGUUUACCGGAAAACCACCCGGCUAAGAAGAUACUCCCUGUGAGCUUCCGAGAAGGAGACCAACACACUCAGCCCGGGGAGCAGAGCCCAGCUCGACAAUUAGCCAACAUCCUACCAGCGGACCCAUCUGAGGGCUUUGAAAGCACGAUACAGACAGCCAGUAGCCAUCACUCCAGGACUAGCAAUCUGGUCAGAUGGAUCAAGAUUGGAGAAUGGCAGGUGCGGAGUGGGACUUGCGUGAGGUCUUUGACGCAGAGCUUCUUGGAGCUGUUCAAGCACUCCAAACAGCAGAGAAAGCAGGAGAUCAGAGACCAGUCACUAUAUUGCUGGACUCCCAAGCCGCCAUUGCGAGACUGCGACAUACCCAGCCAGGGCCAGGCCAAGCAUUAGCAAUCCAAGCACAUGCUAUAGCCAAGAGACUACAAGCCCAAGGUCAUCAACUCACCGUCCAGUGGGUUCCGGGACACGCAGGAGUAGAAGGAAAUGAGAAAGCUGACCAGGCGGCAAAGCAGGCAGCCAAUAAGCCUCCAGGAAAAGGCCCAAGAGAGAUCUCUCUGGCCUUUGCCUGUAGAGCCCGAACAGAAGCUGUUACAACACAGAAGCAGAGAUGGCUCACUAAGGAGCUCAGCCAACGAUCCCAACAAGGUCAACGAAUGUACAGGC
Messenger RNA from Aspergillus glaucus CBS 516.65, 1617 nucleotides. RefSeq lists its product as uncharacterized. The coding region runs from base 307 to 1344 and encodes 345 amino acids. The record is from RefSeq and is a predicted model, not a curated record. NCBI's taxonomy places the organism in Eukaryota, Fungi, Ascomycota, Eurotiomycetes, Eurotiales, Aspergillaceae. The transcript has 4 exons.